UUACGCAAAUUUGGCAGAAGAAUUAGGGAAAAGAACAAACGAGAACGAACCCUACUUGUGUUCCUACCUUGUUCUUCGCUUUUUUUUUUCGUCUCUCUCAAACUACGAUUCGCGAUUUUUCAGACGAAUACACAACGAUCGACUCAUUUCUGACUGAACAACGGAAGCUAGUUAUGGAAUUUUUGCGUGGAGUAGACCCUCAAGUGCAGUGAUGCUUCUGAGACAGCUAAAACAAUUUACCUUGUCUGCUGCGCGCAGAAAUGGUGUUUUCGGAACUGAUGUUAAACAGCUUACAAGGUUCUAUGGCUCUCCUGCUGUUUGCGAAUCUCUGACAACAACAACCUCUAAGGUUUACAAAAGACUGUCUAAAGAGGAUCGGCGAGUUUUGGUUGAGUCUUAUGUCAACGAAUACAGAGCAAGUAAUGCUGGUAAAUUCCCUACACUAAGCGCUACUCUCAAGGCAGUGGGAGGCUCUCGUUACAUUCUCAGGGUGAUCUUACAAGAGCUGAAACUCAGACCAAAAGCAGAUGUGCCAAUUGUAGCUAAAGCUCUCUCAGAAGUCUCAGUCUCUCCUUCUGUGCCAGAUGGUUCUUCCUCGCACUUCUCUCCUGUCGUUGUUGAACCUGAGUUACAAGCUGGCGGUCUGGACAUUGAGAUAGGAAGUGAGCAGAGGCAGGACAUAAUAGAUUCUUCUCUCUCUGGUUCUGAUGGUGAAAGUAAUGUCCAGGGCAACAACAACAUUACUGCAACAGAUGACAAAAGAGAAACGGAGACAAGUCAGAGAAUAGAAGUAGAGGUAUCUUUAAAAAACUCGGAGACUGAGGAAGAGGGAAACGUGAUGCAUUUAGGUAAUCAAGAGUCCAUAUCUGACCAUCUUGAAGGAGCUGCUGUUUCAGCAGAUGAUGAAAGUAAUCUCCAGGGCAACAACAACCUUGUCAUUACUGCAACAGAGGACACAAAAGAAACGGAGACAAGUCAGAGAAUGGAAGUAGGGGUAUGUCUAAAAAACUCGGAGACUGAGGAAGAGGGAAACUUGUCUCACUUAGGUAAUCAAGAGUCGAAAGCAGACCAUCUUGAAGGAGCUGUUACAGCAGAUGUUGUGCCUACUGAGUCCAGACAAGUUUCAGAGACAGGAGCAGAUGAGGUGAAAGAGACAGGCGCUCAUGAAGUGAAAGAGACAGGAGCUGGUGAGGUGAAAGAAGAAAGGUCAAGUGCGUGGAGCAACCUAUUGUCAUUUGCGAAAGAUUUUGCAAGCAUCUGGAGAAGGUAGAUAUAGCGAGGGAGCUUUAGACACGUUCUGGAGGGGUAGGUAGAGGAGUGUGAAUUAUAUUCACUAGUAGAAACUGUUUUGAUUUGGCAAUUUUGCUCAAAGGUUUGGAAUCUCCCGAGAUCAGAACACAACUUUUCUAGUGUCUAGUUUUGUGAUUGACCAUUUUGUACAAAGGGUUAGAAUCUUCCAAGAUGUCUAACAUAGUAAUCUAAACUAUUAUUGUCCUGCU
Molecule: messenger RNA, 1499 nt
Organism: Camelina sativa (false flax)
Lineage: Eukaryota; Viridiplantae; Streptophyta; Magnoliopsida; Brassicales; Brassicaceae
Source: RefSeq, a predicted model, not a curated record